This is a messenger RNA of Maudiozyma saulgeensis, 2049 nucleotides long. The record is from the annotation of a GenBank genome assembly. NCBI's taxonomy places the organism in Eukaryota, Fungi, Ascomycota, Saccharomycetes, Saccharomycetales, Saccharomycetaceae.
AUGUUUAACAAAUCAGGUCCUGGUAAGUGGUUAGUCCCACUUUCAGUACUAUUGUACACUCUAUUUCUAGUGGUUUUACCAUUCCAAAAUGGUUCUAGAUCAUCUCACGUUCUAGCUAGAAGUGAUGAUGCUGAAAACUACGGUACCGUUAUUGGUAUCGAUUUAGGUACUACUUAUUCCUGUGUUGCCGUUAUGAAAAAUGGUAAGACUGAAAUUUUGGCUAAUGAACAAGGUAACAGAAUUACUCCAUCCUAUGUUGCAUUCACUGAUGAUGAAAGAUUGAUUGGUGAUGCUGCUAAGAACCAAGUUGCCGCUAAUCCUGAAAAUACUAUCUUUGACAUCAAGAGAUUGAUCGGUCUAAAAUAUAACGACAAAUCUGUUCAAAAGGACAUCAAGCAUUUACCAUUCAAUGUUAUUAACAAAGGUGGUAAACCAGCCGUUCAAGUUACUGUUAAAGGUGAAGAAAAAGAAUUCACUCCAGAAGAAAUCUCUGGUAUGAUUCUAGGUAAGAUGAAACAAAUUGCUGAAGAUUAUUUAGGUAACAAGGUUACUCAUGCCGUUGUUACUGUUCCAGCUUAUUUCAAUGAUGCUCAAAGACAAGCCACUAAGGAUGCUGGUACUAUUGCUGGUCUUAACGUUCUAAGAAUCGUUAACGAACCAACUGCUGCUGCCAUUGCUUACGGUCUAGAUAAAUCUGAAAAGGAACAUCAAAUUAUCGUUUACGAUUUAGGUGGUGGUACUUUCGAUGUCUCUUUAUUAUCUAUUGAAAACGGUGUCUUUGAAGUUCAAGCUACAUCUGGUGAUACUCAUUUAGGUGGUGAAGAUUUCGAUUACAAGAUUGUUCGUCAAUUGAUUAAGACCUUUAAGAAGAAGCACGGUAUUGAUGUCUCUGACAACAACAAGGCUCUAGCUAAGUUAAAGAGAGAGGCCGAAAAGGCUAAGCGUGCUUUAUCCAGUCAAAUGUCUACCCGUAUUGAAAUUGAUUCCUUCGUUGAUGGUAUUGAUUUAAGUGAAACUUUAACUAGAGCUAAGUUCGAAGAAUUAAACUUAGACUUAUUCAAGAAGACUUUGAGACCUGUCGAAAAGGUUCUUGCUGACGCUGGCCUAGAAAAGAAGGAAAUUGAUGAUAUUGUCCUUGUUGGUGGUUCUACUAGAAUUCCAAAGGUUCAACAAUUAUUGGAAUCAUACUUCAACGGUAAGAAGGCCUCUAAGGGUAUUAACCCAGAUGAAGCUGUCGCUUACGGUGCUGCUGUCCAAGCUGGUGUUCUAUCUGGUGAAGAAGGUGUUGAAGACAUUGUCUUAUUAGAUGUUAACGCUUUAACUCUUGGUAUUGAAACUGCUGGUGGUGUCAUGACCUCUUUGAUUAAGAGAAACACUGCUAUUCCAACUAAAAAGUCUCAAAUCUUCUCUACUGCUGUUGACAACCAACCAACUGUUAUGAUCAAGGUUUACGAAGGUGAAAGAGCUAUGUCUAAGGAUAACAACUUACUAGGUAAGUUUGAAUUAACUGGUCUUCCACCUGCUCCAAGAGGUGUCCCACAAAUUGAAGUUACUUUCGCUCUAGAUGCUAAUGGUAUCUUGAAGGUUUCUGCUACUGAUAAGGGUACUGGUAAGUCUGAAUCUAUCACCAUUACAAACGACAAGGGUAGAUUAUCUCAAGAAGAAAUCGAAAGAAUGGUUGAAGAAGCUGAACAUUACGCCUCUGAAGAUGCUGCUGUUAAGACUAAGAUUGAAGCUAGAAAUAAACUUGAAAACUAUGCUCAUUCCUUAAAGAAUCAAGUUAACGCCGAACUAGGUGACAAACUAGAAGAAGAAGAUAAGGAAACUCUACUAGAUGCUGCCAAUGACACUUUAGAAUGGUUAGAUGAUAACUUUGAAAACGCCAUUGCUGAAGACUUUGAAGAAAAGUUUGAUGCUUUGUCCAAGAUUGCCUACCCAAUUACUUCUAAGCUAUACGGUGCUGGUGAAGGUGCUGAAGGUGCCUAUGCUGAAGACGAUUUAGAUGAUGAGGAUGAUGAUGGCGACUUCUUCGAACACGAUGAAUUGUAA